Messenger RNA from Anolis carolinensis (green anole), 1241 nucleotides. It is a transcript of the gene pex26, whose product is annotated as peroxisomal biogenesis factor 26. The transcript has 6 exons. The coding region runs from base 177 to 1097 and encodes 306 amino acids. Gene Ontology annotation, molecular function: protein-containing complex binding; ATPase binding. The record is from RefSeq and is a predicted model, not a curated record. Lineage: Eukaryota; Metazoa; Chordata; Lepidosauria; Squamata; Anolidae. Gene Ontology annotation, cellular component: peroxisome; peroxisomal membrane. Gene Ontology annotation, biological process: protein import into peroxisome membrane; protein import into peroxisome matrix.
GCGUCAAAGGAGGAAGACGCUUUUGCUGCUGCUGCUGAGCAAGGAAUUAAAGGAGUGCAGCUGUGUCUCCCUGCAAACAGCGCCGGAACAUGGUCUUUUCCCCAUUGGAUUGCAUUGAUAGGAUAUGAUAAAGAAGACCCCAAGACUCAUUCGCAUUGGAUUGCCCACCAGCCGUGAUGAGGGACGACUUCUCGGGGGCCCUGGCUGCCAUCGCUGGGUCGGGGGGUCUCUUGAGGAGCAGUGAACCGCUCUCUCUGUCUCCAGUGCUGUCUCCGGCUGCUUCUUUGCUGGAGGAUGCUGCCGACCUUCUGGUGAUGCGCAAGGACUUUGCGGCUGCCCUGGAAAAGUGUGAAAAGGGAUGCCAGAGCCUCGAGGAUGGAGACCCAAACAGCUCUGAGGAACUGAAAUGCUCUUUAAGCAUUGUGGGCAUCCAGGCCCUGGCUGAGAUGGAUCGGUGGAGGGAUGUCCUUCCUUGGAUUCUUCAAUAUUACCAGGACCCUGAGUGUUGGCCUCCUAAAAUCCUAGAGCUGUGCAUCCUUCUGCAUAGCAAAGUGGAAGAACCUCAGGCGAUGCUAGAAAUCGGGAGCGAUUGGCUUCAUUCCUCCACCAACCAGCAUUUGCCCAGUUAUGGCCUCUUGGUCCAGCUGUAUCUCUUCCAUGUGCUGUUGCCACUUGGGCACUUGGCAGAGGCAGAGGGGCUGCUUCAAGGCUGCAAAGCGCUGAGUGAGCAUCAGCAAGCAGAAGCGCAUGAGAGCAUUGAGGAGAAGAAGCAUCAAUGGUUACGGCAACAAGAGGAGUGCCUGGUUCCUGAGGAUCCACCAGAUGUGGCAUGGAAGCAGCACUUGGGCUUGGCAUCCCAAAAGAUGUUGACGGUCUUGGCACAGCUGGGAAGAGUGGUAGGCUCUUUAGCAGGCCAACUCUGUUCAAUUCCCUACAAAAAGACACUCUUGGCUGCUGUCAUGCUGUGCCUCAUCAUAGUGAAACUUGAUCCAGCCUCUCCGACUUCUCUGCCAUUCAUCUAUCGGGUACUUCACCUUUUCCAUCAAGCUCGCUUGGCAGUAUUUUCUUCGCACUGCAGGCCUCCCUUUCAAGACUAAUUGGCUCUGCAAAGAACUGUGAAAAGCCAAGUAUGUUCAAAAUGUUGCAAGGAAGGACAGCACAAGGAGCACAUGAUUUUUUUUCAAGGAUAUAAUGUAAUCUGAUGAUCACCAUGGCUAAAUACAAAUUUUCCUUUCUCGUGA